This is a messenger RNA of Anopheles merus, 550 nucleotides long. RefSeq names its product EKC/KEOPS complex subunit LAGE3 (gene Tcs6). The transcript has 3 exons. Lineage: Eukaryota; Metazoa; Arthropoda; Insecta; Diptera; Culicidae. Bases 212 to 550 code for a protein of 112 amino acids. The record is from RefSeq and is a predicted model, not a curated record. Gene Ontology annotation, cellular component: EKC/KEOPS complex.
UCUUUGAAAUAACGGAUGUAAACAUCUGGAGUUCUGCGCACGCGGACAUGAAGCACGAUACAAGCACAGUGUGCAAGAUAUACUUUGGAUAAACAAUAGUUGCGAGCUUCACAAACAAACUUCAAAUUCCGGCCACCAUUCAGCAAAUGGGCGGAUUCUUCCUUUGGCUGAUGUGUGCUUGACAGAAUGUAAACAAACUGCACCCCGGUUCAUGUGUGGUUAUCAAGAUCACGACUUCGAAGCGAAAAAGUCCCCCCCUCGAAACAUGUGUGCUGCUGCAAAUAUUGAAGUCUCCAUCAAGAUUCCCUUUCCCACGAAGCGCGAGGCGGAAAUAGCGUACGAUGUGCUGCGGGUAGACAGCGAGCCGAAGCGUAGUUUCGUCCACAAAACGAUCACACUGGAGGAGAACCAUCUGCUGCUGCGGCUGGGCGGCGAGCAGGCGAAAAACGUGCGCGUCGGCGUCACCUCCUUCUGCGAGCUGCUGCUCCUGUGCUGCGAAACGCUCGACCAGUUCGGUCCGCCGAAGUCGGACCGGUACGAACAUUACUAG